This is a messenger RNA of Perognathus longimembris pacificus (Pacific pocket mouse), 1358 nucleotides long. Its product is annotated as haptoglobin-like. Gene Ontology annotation, molecular function: hemoglobin binding; serine-type endopeptidase activity. Gene Ontology annotation, biological process: acute inflammatory response; proteolysis. NCBI's taxonomy places the organism in Eukaryota, Metazoa, Chordata, Mammalia, Rodentia, Heteromyidae. Gene Ontology annotation, cellular component: extracellular region. The transcript has 5 exons. The record is from RefSeq and is a predicted model, not a curated record. Bases 138 to 1178 code for a protein of 346 amino acids.
UGGAAAAUACCAGUGACCUUGUGUGUAAACACAGUGGUUACAAAUUAAGAAGGGGUGGUGUAAUAUCUAGAUACAUAAAAGGCUCAGCAGAGGUCCCCAAAAUACUGCUGUCUCUUCCUGAGGAAGACAAGCUGAAGAUGAGUGCUCUGGCAGCAGUUACUGCCCUCCUGCUCUGGGGACAGCUAUUUGCCGUGGACUUGGGCAAUGAUGUCGACAUUGCAGAUGACAGCUGCCCAAAGGCCCCUCAGAUUGCGAAUGGCUACGUAGAGCACUCUGUUCGCUAUCGGUGUCAGACAAACUACAGACUGCGCAGUGGAGGAGAUGGUGUGUAUACCUUGAACAGUGAGAAGCAGUGGGUGAAUGAGGCCGUCGGAGAGAAACUUCCUGAAUGUGAAGCAGUAUGUGGCAAGCCCAAGUACCCUGUGGAUCAGGUGCAACGCAUCAUUGGCGGCUCUCUGGAUGCCAAAGGCAGCUUUCCCUGGCAAGCCAAGAUGGUCUCCCGCCACAAUCUCAUCACAGGGGCCACACUUGUCAACGAACAAUGGCUGCUGACCACAGCCAAAAAUCUCUUCCUGAAUCACACAGAGAAUGCCAAUGCAGAUGACAUUGCCCCGACCUUGAAACUCUAUGUAGGGAGAAAUCAGCUGGUAGAGAUUGAGAAAGUCAUUGUCCACCCAAACCGCUCCAUAGUGGACAUCGGGCUCAUCAAACUGAAGGAGAAGGUGCCGGUCAAUGGGCGGGUGAUGCCCAUCUGUCUGCCUUCCAAAGACUAUGUGGAAGUGGGGCGCUUAGGUUAUGUGUCUGGCUGGGGGCGAAACAGCAACUUUAGGUUUACUGAGCGUCUUAAGUAUGUCGAACUGCCCGUGGCUGAUAAACAGAAAUGUGUGAUGCACUAUGAGGGCAGCACAGAGCCUGAAAAGAAGACUCCCAAGAGCCCCGUGGGCGUGCAGCCCAUCCUGAAUGAGCACACAUUCUGUGCCGGCAUGUCCAAGUACCAGGAAGACACCUGCUAUGGCGACGCAGGCAGUGCCUUUGCUGUUCAUGACCUGGAGCAGGACACAUGGUACGGGGUGGGGAUCUUGACCUUUGACAAGAGCUGCACAGUGGCAGAGUACGGCGUGUACGUGAACGUGCGAUCUGUCCUGGGCUGGAUUCAGGAAACCAUAGCCCACAACUAAGGUGAAGUUGGCUGGCAGUUGGCUCUCAGUGGGGCAGGCUAGAAGGUUUUGCCAGGCAGCAAGAUUUUCCCCUGGAAAGAAAGUGGACAGGAUGGGAUGUGGUGGGGAGCGAUGGCAUCAGCCUUGUCCUGUUGGGUCAGUCAAUAAAGAGCUUGCUUCUCUGUGCUGUUUGCAGCCUGG